Lepisosteus oculatus (spotted gar) is the source of this 2433-nucleotide messenger RNA. It is a transcript of the gene neurog1, whose product is annotated as neurogenin 1. Lineage: Eukaryota; Metazoa; Chordata; Actinopteri; Semionotiformes; Lepisosteidae. The record is from RefSeq and is a predicted model, not a curated record. Gene Ontology annotation, biological process: axon development; forebrain development; positive regulation of transcription by RNA polymerase II. Gene Ontology annotation, molecular function: protein dimerization activity; E-box binding; DNA-binding transcription factor activity, RNA polymerase II-specific. Gene Ontology annotation, cellular component: nucleus.
UUCAUUGUGACUGCGUAGUGAUGUUAAAGUUUUAUCAUAUUAUCAAAGAAAGACAUUUUAUUGGAAAGAAAUUUGCCGGAAUUUGUAAGACAAAUGCUUCACAACUGGGGCAAAAAAAAAAACAACAACAAAAAAAGUCGUUUAAAAAUGAUCAGAAAAAACUUGCAGUUUUGGUGUUGCUCUGGCCCAUUUCUAUUUUUUUUUUUAUCAAUGCACGCUGAUGUCUGGAUGGUUUACAGAGAUAACGAGGUAACGGAAGCAAAAAAGCUUGCAUUAAAUGUUUUCCAGGAUGCAAACCUCGAAGCACACACAGUUCACCUUUUUAAACUUUUUGAAUGACUUUCUCUAUGCCCGUUACUAACACUUGCCAACUGUAAGGUGCUGAAAGAGUAGACCCCCCCCUCCCCGAACCCUCUGGAGUGUGCCUUUGCCUCCGGGGCUAAUCACUUCUGUUCUUCCGACGUCUUAUCUUUUCAUUUUCCUCUUGAGGUUUAACUUUAAGUGGGCUUGGUCUUCGGUGCGCUGAUAGCAACAGUGCAGCUCGCGUGGCUGGACAGCGGCUCCGGGCUCCCAUUGGCUGGCAGUGAUUACAGGCACGCUUCGCAGGGUGAACAAACAACGGGCAUAAAUUAUGCUAAUAAGAUGGUCGUGCGGCACGGGGCAGACCUGAUGCAACUCAUUCAUUCAUCCUUCACAAAAAAUGCCAAAGAGGUAUGGCUAUUGUUUCAUCAGGGUAUAUAAGGGAUCUGACGCCAGUCGUGUGCCAAGCUCGCUUGCUCACACGAGUUGACUGCAGCAGGAUCAAGACAAGACGCGUGCCUUCUCCCUCAGAAACUUCUAUUUUUUUUUCUUUGAUUUUGCCUCCUUCCAAGAAACCUGCAUUCCCGUCACCCAAAACUUUGAAGAGACCAAACAUGUGCACCUCCGUGGAAAACCUGUACUCCGACUUGGACAGCUCCAGUUGCGACCUGUCCUACGUACACACGGAUGACGAGGACUCGCGCAGCAGUUCUCACGGUGCCUCGCCGUCCUCCUCCCUCGACCAGCCGUCCUCACCUGCUAUCUGUCAGGACUCGGCCACCCCGGAGCAGAAGAAGAAACGCCGAGGCCGGGGGAAGAGCGAGGUCGCCGUGCACGUUGUGAAGAAGAACAGGCGGAUGAAGGCCAACGACCGGGAGAGGAACAGGAUGCACAAUCUCAACGACGCCCUGGACAAGCUGAGGAACGUUCUGCCUGCCUUCCCGGACGACACGAAGCUCACCAAGAUCGAGACCCUGCGCUUCGCCCACAACUACAUCUGGGCCCUUUCCGAGACCAUCAGAAUAGCCGACCAGUGUCAAGAGAAGUCCCGGGACCCCUCGCUAAUGCUUCCUGGAAUGGGACGGGUAGCAGAUGCGCCGAGUCCGGGCAGCGACGCUUUCUCCUGGCUGUCAAGCGCAUCCACCUCGUCCUCGCCGUCAUAUUGCACUUCAAACCCCAGCAGUCCGGCGGUUUCGGAGGACUACGGAUUUCUGCAGGCGGACAGCCUGUACAGCUAUCAUAACUUCGCUACAAACAUUUACUGAGCGGCCGGCGAAGCCCGGUGUGGCUGAUGCUCACGUGACCUCAUAAAAAUGUCAACAAUGACGAGAGUUAUCAUUGAAAAUGAGUAAGAGAUGUGGCUGUAACACUAAAUUUGACCCUCCACGCAUUUAAUUACUUCAUAAUGUAGAGGGAAUUGAGAAAGAGGUACCAUAGCUUGCCCAGACGUUUUCACUCUUUGCCUUAAACGUUACUCCUCGACAAACUGUUUUGUAUGUAGAGACCCUCAUAUUUGUAUUCUGCAGAUUUCACUUACUUUUUGCUACUGCAAUUGGCCCGUGUGUUUAUCCACCUACAAAAAAAAUGCUAUAGAACCAACAGGUCUGUGGGAGUUCUCGGACUGAAGCGUUGUCUCUUCUUUUCUAAUUUUCACGCUUUAUUUUUGCACUUUUUGGAACUCCAGUAACCACAGAUAACAAAAACAACCCAACAACUGUCCACUCUGCAAAUCUUGACCCCCCACCUCUAUUAAAAGAAAAUUAGAAUUAAAAAGAAGAAAAGACAGAUUUGCUUUUGCGGACCGAGGUGAAAAGUCAAUUUUACAAUUUGUAGAAUGAUAAUGAAGAAAAACGAGCGUGGAAAUUCGGUUUCAACGCCCUGACAAUAGACUGAAAAGCCCUCAAAAGACAAGGAUCCGGCUUCAUGCAUUAUGUAUUUUGACCUCAGAACACUGUGCUGUCUUCCCUUACUGAAAGACUCAAUCCCACAGAUGAGGACUUUUCCAACAGGCUUCAUAGUUCUUUUAUUUUAAUUUAUUCAACGUGUUGCUUUCAUAUGAAAAUGUAUUUUUAUUGUAUAUAAAGAGAUCUAUUAUGUAUUUACCUCAAAGUUUUUAAUUCUGGCGUCAACAUG